Messenger RNA from Vigna unguiculata (cowpea), 5916 nucleotides. NCBI's taxonomy places the organism in Eukaryota, Viridiplantae, Streptophyta, Magnoliopsida, Fabales, Fabaceae. The record is from RefSeq and is a predicted model, not a curated record.
AUGGGUUGUGGAGAAAUUGCUAGUGAAGAAGAUGAGCAAAGUAAUAGGUUAACUCCUCUUUUUGGUAAACUGGUUGAAACUCCAAAUUUAGAGAGCUUGAAUUUAUCAUCACUCAACAUCCAAAAGAUAUGGAGCGACCAGCACUUGUCUAGUUUUUGCUUUCAAAACUUGAUUAAAUUAGUUGUGAAAGACUGUGAUAAAUUGAGAUAUCUAUGUUCAUUGUCUGUGGCUAGCAGUUUAAAAAGGCUGAAAAGCCUAUCGAUAAGUGAGUGUCAGAUUAUGGAGAAGAUUUUUGAGGCUGAAGGAAAUAGUUCAGACAAGGUUUGUGUCUUCCCUAGGUUGGAGGAAAUCCACCUUAGAAAAAUGAAUAGUUUAAUAGAUAUGUGGGAAACUAAAGUGACCAUGGAUUCCUUUUCAAGUCUCAUUUCUCUGAAUAUUGAAGAAUGCAAUAAACUAGACAAGAUUUUUCCACAUCAUUUGGGAGGAUGGUUUGAAAGUUUGGACAACUUGAAAGUUUCUAGAUGUCAAUCAGUGCAAAUGAUUUUUGAAAUCAAUGAUUCUCAAGAAAAAAAUACAUAUGUUGGGAUAAAUACAAAUUUGCAGGUUAUUCUUCUUGAAUAUCUCCCAAAGUUGAAGCAGUUGUGGAGUAAUGAUCCAGAUGGAAUUCUUAACUUCAAAAAAUUGCGGACUAUAGAAGUUGGUAGUUGUAAUGAAUUGAGGAAUUUGCUUCCGAUUGCUGUUGCCAAAGAUGUCUUAAAGCUUGAACGGAUGUCAGCUCUGCAUUGUAAGAAAAUGGUAGAAAUUGUUACAAGUGAAAAUGCAUUAGAAGUUAAUAACGAUGCAUUAUAUGGGCUAUCAAAUAUCAAGCAUUUCUGCAAAGGCAAACAUUCCAUAAAGUGUCCAAAACUGAAGGAGCUGACCGUGGGUGAGUGCAUGAAGCUCAACUCAUUCUCCAAAGAAAUUGGUAAAACAACAGAUGAUGAAGAUAAAUGUGUUUUCUUAGCUGAAAAGGUGUUUCCCAACUUGGAGUAUUUGGAAAUUGACUUUAAGGAAGCACAAAACUUGUUACCCAGCUUCCAAAUGCACAGUUUAAAAGAGCUUAGUUUGAUCUCAGUCCAAAGUGUUGAUCUUCUCUACCAUUUUCCCUACAAAAUGCCAAAUCUAGAAAAGUUAAAAUUGUCGUUCUCUUUCUCUCAUAAAGUGUCAGUGCCAAUAGCAGACAUUUCACAACAAAAUAAAUUGGGAAUUCUGUUAAAGCUGAAGGAAUUAGUUUUGUUGUAUCCAAGGGUAAAGGAUUUGGAAUUAGGACAAGUUCCAAAUCUACAAAGGUUAGAGCUUUUGAGCUUAGAAGGUUGUUACGAAUUGAAGAAUUUAGUUUUUCCCUCUGUAUUGACUUACUUGACCUGUUUGAAACUGAAGAAUUGUUCAAGAUUAAAGUAUUUAGUUGCAUCCUCGACUGCUAUAAGUAUGGUUCAACUAAAAACUCUGAAGAUAAUUAACUGCCGUGAAGUAGUGGAAAUAGUAAGCAAUGAGGGAAACGAAGAAGGCAAAGUGACAAAAAAUGUAUUCAGCAAAUUGAUUUCUAUGGAACUUGUGGGACUAGACAACCUUACAAGUUUUUGCAGUUACAAAGAGUGUGAAUUUGAAUUUCCAUCGCUGGAAAUAUUAAUUGUAAGAGAAUGUCCGAAGAUGAAAAGAUUCAGCGAAAAAGAGUCAAUAGCACCAAAGUUAAAGAAUGUAUUUGGUGUAGAAGGAAAUGAAAAGACUAAAUGGCCAUGGAAAGAUAACUUGAAUGCCAAUUUCAACGAUAAGAUGACUUUCACAUACAGUGAGUCUCUGGAUCUGGGUUUUAACAAUUCUACAGAAUUUAUUAUAGAGCAACUAUGGCAUGACACUCGUUCCGUGCACCAAAACAGCUUUGGGUAUUUGAAAAGGUUGAGUGCAUCGGGUUGUGAUACUCUAGAGCAUGUAAUUCCAUCUCAUUUGCUUUCUUGCUUUCAGAAUUUGGAAGUGUUACAAGUAUGGGAUUGCAGGAAUGCAGAGGUCAUAUUCAGUAUCAAUGAUGAGAACAGGGUGACAAAAGCUUCCGGAAUAUUCCGCUUGAAAAGUUUGUAUUUGAAGAAUCUACCAGAGCUGAAGGAUGUAUGGGACAAGGAUCCGAAGGGAAUUAUUGGAUUUCAAUUGCUAAAGGAAAUGAAUGUUUCAAAAUGUGAGCGUCUUAAAAGUUUGUUUCCAGCAUCGGUGGCCAAAGAUCUUACCGGACUUGAGCUGAUUGAGGUAACAGAGUGUAAGGAAUUGGCAGAAAUAUUUACAAAGCAUGGAGAAGGAGAAGGAACAACACAACACCCUGUGUUUCCUCGUCUCACCACAUUGACGCUACAGCAUUUGCCAUGCGUCAAAUACUCUAUCCACUCCAAAGAACAGGUGCAAUUUUCGGAAUCUUCGCGUAGAGAUAGCCAACAACAAGAGUUAUAUCUUGGUUCAUGGCUCAUCCCCAACUUCUACUUUGGUCUCUUACGUUCUUUGAGUGUGGACGGUUGUCAUUUUUUAUCAGAUGCACUGCUACCAUGCAAUCUACUUCCUUUCUUAGCUAAUUUGGAAACCCUUGACGUUCGAAACUGUGAUUCUGUCAAAACCAUUUUUGAUAUGACAUGUGCAACACAAUACUCAAUGACUUUUCCUGUAAAGGAAUUGAAGUUAUUCAAGCUGUCGAAUUUGAAGAAUGUUUGGAAUAAAGAUCCUACUGGAGUUAUAAGCAUGCAACAUCUACAAGAAGUGUUUGUUGAUGGCUGUCCUUGUCUUAUAAGCGUGUUUCCCUCAUCAGUUGCCAAAGAACUCGAGGAACUGCAAAAUCUAGUGGUGAAAGACUGCGAUACGCUGAUGACAAUUGUUGCAGAAGAUCCAAGUCGAACAAAUCAUGACCUCCCUUGUCCCCGUAUUAGGUCACUGCGACUACGGCGUUUGCACAAGUUAAAGUACUUUUACUACCACUCACUGCAGUCCGAUAAUUUUACACAUCAAGUCUACUUUGAAAGGUGCCUGAUACUGGGAGAAGAUGGAGUGAAGAAUUUGAGAGAAGUAUUACAGAGAGAAAAGGGAUUGGAUGUGAAUUUACGUGAAGAAUUUCAGAGAAAACCUCUUACAGAACUUCAAAAGAAGCUUGUGGUUUGUGAUGGUUCCUUCAAGGAGAUAUUCUAUUGUCAAAGUCCUAAUAACGUGGAUUAUAGUGGAGUUGUAUCACAGUUGAAAGUAUUACACUUGAAGUCUCUCAAAGAUCUGAUUUCCAUUGUGUCAGAUAACUCUUUGGCCGAAACUUUUCUCAGAAAUCUAGAAACUCUGCAAGUGAAUAGUUGUUCAAGUUUAAUAAACUUGGUAAAAUGCAGAGUGCCUUUCUUCAAUCUGACAUAUUUGAAAGUAGACAAUUGUGGUAGCCUCACAUAUUUGUUCACAUCCUCGACAGCAAAAAAUUUAGUUCAACUGAAAAGAAUGGAGAUAGAAAAUUGUAAAUCAAUUGAAGAGAUAGUGUCUAAAGAGGUUGUAGAGGAAUCGAAUGAUGAUGAGAUAAUAUUUCCUCAUCUCAGUUGGAUGAAUCUUGAGUCUUUACGAAAUCUUAGAAGAUUCUACAAAGGAAGUUUAAGUUUCUCGUCCUUGGAGAAAUUGUCAAUAAUCACUUGUCCCAGCAUGGAAACUUUAUGUUUGGGUACGGUAAAAGCAGACAAUUUGUCUCAAGUUAUAGUUGGUAUGCCGGUGGAAACAAUUCCAUUGGAAAUUAAUCUCAACUCUACAAUACGAAAGACAUUUCUCACAAAGAUUGCAGAGAUUCCCCGACUUGAUCUCCAAAGUAGGCCAAAUCUACAAGAGAUAUGGCCUGGUUCAGUGCGGAUCCCCGAUUUGUGUUUCAGUAGAUUGGAAACAUUGAUCAUGGAGAACUGUCCGUUUUUAUCAGAAGCAGUGCUACCCUUUCCUAUACUUCCUUUAUUACCUAAAUUGAAAACAUUGAAAGUUCGAAACUGUGAAUCUGUCAAAGUCAUUUUUGAGGUCAAAGGUACAACGCAAGACGCAAUGAACUCUCCUCCGAAAAUUCCAAGUAUUAACCAUUUACGAGAAGUAGAAGUUGAGAAUUGUAAAGUCCUUACAAGUGUGUUUUCCGCAUUAAUAGCCAAAGAUCUCGUAGAACUUGAAAAGCUAACGGUGAAAGACUGUAAGGAAUUGAUAACAAUUGUUGCAGAAGAAACCAAAGUUGAGGUUACGUCUCCUUGUCCCCGUGUGAGAUCAUUAGAACUACGAGAUUUGCCCGAGUUCAAGUAUUUCUACUACUGCUCACUCAAGUCUGACAUUUAUAAGCAUCUAGAAUCACAUACCGAGGAUAAAACUGAAAAGAGCCUGUCACUGGGGAGAAAAGGUAUAGAGAUGAUUUUGAAUGGAGAAUUUCAGACAAACCUUUUACACAACUUAAAAGUUCUUACUCUCUACUUUGGUAGUGAGUCGAAUGUAUUUCCACAUGAAAUUCUAAAGCAGGUGCCCGAUGUAGAGAAACUUGUGGUGCGUGAUGGUUCCUUCACAGAGAUCUUCUGCUGUCAAAGUUGUAAUGAUGUGGAUUAUAGUGGACUUCUAUUACAGCUGAAAGUAUUACACUUGGAGUCCCUUCCUAAGCUCGUUUUCAUUGUGUCAGAGAACUCUUCCAAUGAACCUUUUCUCAGAAACCUACAAACCUUGCAAGUGAUUAGUUGUUCAAGUUUAGUGAACUUGGAACUAUGCAGAGUGUCUUUCUCUCAUCUGACAUAUUUGAAAGUAGAGGAUUGCGAUAGCCUGACAUAUUUAUUCACAUCCUCGACAGCCAAAAAUUUGGGUCAAAUCAAAACAGUGGGGAUAAAAAAUUGUAAAUCAAUGGAAGAAAUAGUGUCUAAAGACGGUGGAGAGGAAUCAAAUGACGAUGAGAUAACGUUUCCGCAUCUCAGUUGUAUGAAUCUCGAAAAUUUGUGGAAUCUCCGAAGAUUCUAUAAAGGGAGUUUAAGUUUCACGUGCUUGGAGAAAUUGUCAGUAAUCAAUUGUCACAGCAUGGAAACUUUAUGUCCAAGUCCAAGUACGCUAAAAACAGAGAAAUCGUCUCAAGUUAUGGUUGGUAUGUCUGAGGCUAUUCCAUUGAAAACUGAUCUCAAUUCUACAAUUCGAUCGGCAUUCCGAAGAAAGAUUUCAGAGCUUCAGCGACUUGUUCUAAAAAAUAGACCAGGACUGCAAGAGAUAUGGCAUGGCUCAUUGUAUAUCCCCGACUUCAGUAAGUUGGCCAUGUUGAUUGUGGACGGCUGUCAGUUUUUAUCAGAUACAGUGUUACCCUUCCAUUUACUUCCUUUUUUACCAAAAUUGGAAACAUUGGAAGUUCGAAACUGCAAUUCUAUGAAAACCAUAUUUGAUGUCAAAUGUACUCCAAAAGACACAUCAAUCACUUUUCCUCUGAAUAAAUUGAUUUUAUCCAAUCUUCCAAAACUGAAGAAUGUCUGGAAUGAAGAUCCUAUUGGAAUUCUAAGCAUGCCCAAUCUACAAGAAGUCUUUGUUGAUAAUUGUAGAAGCCUUAAAAGCAUAUUCCCCACAUCAGUAGCCGAACAUCUUGUGAAACUUGAAAAUCUAAAAGUCAAAAACUGUGAGAGAUUGAUUACAAUUGUUGCACAGGAACACGAUAAGGAUCAAGAAAUAAUAUUUAAGCGGCUCAAGCUUUUAGAUCUUCAAAAUUUAGAUGAGCUAACGUGCUUUUACCCUGGCAAUUUUACUUUAAGUUUUCGAUCGUUGGACGAAGUGCACGUCAUCAACUGCAGCUCCAUGAAGAUUUUCAGUGAAGUCAAUAAGAUAGAUCAUUCGAUAAAGUGGUAUGUUGCAGGAAAUCUUGAACCCCGACAGGAAAGUGAUCUUAUUAAAGUAUAA